Molecule: messenger RNA, 1693 nt
Organism: Telopea speciosissima
Lineage: Eukaryota; Viridiplantae; Streptophyta; Magnoliopsida; Proteales; Proteaceae
Product: putative methylesterase 14, chloroplastic
Exons: 5
Coding region: 464-1510 (348 amino acids)
Biological process (GO): salicylic acid metabolic process; jasmonic acid metabolic process
Molecular function (GO): methyl salicylate esterase activity; methyl jasmonate esterase activity; methyl indole-3-acetate esterase activity
Source: RefSeq, a predicted model, not a curated record
CCCAGUAAAGAAUGUGAAAUCCCAUCUGGGUCUUCUUUAGAAACUCGUUUUCCCUGCUCCCUUGCUGCAAAAUUGCAAAAUUUUUGCAGUUAUUUCGGGCAAAACUGGCCUAGUUGUUCGUGAGUAUUAUUUCAAUUGUUCGAUGAUGGAUAAGGAGUUUAUUUAUAUGAAGAAGAUAUUUUAAUUUGUAUCCGUUUCAGAUGAAUUUGUUCUAGAUCGUUUUCUGAACCUAGACUGAUUCAAGGUCUGUUUUUUUUGUUGAACCAAAAUAUCUUUUCUCGACAGUCAUUCUCACUCGGAAUUUUGUCCCUGCACGGUAGAGAAUGCGAAAUACCAUCUUCGUGUUCUUUAAAACCUCGAUUCCCAUGCUCCUCUGCUGUGAAUUUUCUUAGUUCUGGCAUUUAUUUUUCCGGCGAAAUAGGCCGAGUGGUUCGUGGGUUUUGUUGGAUUUCAACUGUUCCAAAUGGGUAACAAGUUUAGCUUUAAGAAGAAGGAUGGGAAGGAUGUGGGGUCGAAGAGCAAGAGGCAUGGGAGAUCGCAGCGGAAAAUGGCAGCCGAAGAGGAGCUCUUGCACAAACAAGCCUUGUCGAUGGCACUUCAUCAGCACCAGCUGUCACAGAGGUUUGAUGGAUCGAUGUCGAGGAGAAUUGGGUCUACAAGUGCGCGUUUUGGGUCUACAAGGAAGACACUCUCUGAUUCAUUCUCCAAUGGAAAGCAGGUCCCAGAAUUUCUGGAGCAUCUCAAAACAAAAAAAAUUGUUCUAGUUCAUGGAGCAGGAUUUGGAGCAUGGUGUUGGUACAAGAAUAUUGCUUUGUUGGAAGAAGUAGGAUUGCUUCCAAUUGCCUUAGAUCUCCUGGGAUCGGGGAUUGACCAGACUGAUCCAAACAGUGUAAAAACUCUGGCAGACUAUGCAAAGCCCUUGAUUGAUUAUCUUCAUAACCUGCCUGAGGAAGAACAGAUAAUUCUGGUCGGUCACAGUUGUGGAGGUGCAAGCAUCUCAUAUGCUUUGGAGUGUUAUCCAAAGAAGAUUUCAAAAGCCAUUUUCUUAUGUGGUACAAUGGUGGCAGAUGGCCAGAGGCCUUUCGAUGUUUUUGCUGAAAAGCUAGGGUCUGUUGAGAGUUUUAUGCAAGAAUCACAACUUUUGACAUAUGGUAAUGGUAAAGACAAACCCCCCACGAGUCUCAUGCUUGAGAAACAGCAGAUGAAGGGAUUUUAUUUCAACCAGAGUCCUGAUAAGGAUAUCGCAUUGGCUACAGUUUCAAUGAGACCCAUCCCUCUAGGACCAAUCAUGGAGAAGCUCUCAUUGUCACCUGAUAAUUAUGGCUCUUCAAGGCGGUUCUACAUACAAACACUUGAGGAUCAUGCAUUGUCUCCAGACGUUCAGGAAAAGCUUGUUCGGGAAAACCCACCUGAAGGAGUAUUUAAGAUCAAAGGCGGUGAUCAUUGCCCAUUCUUCUCAAAGCCACAGUCACUACACAAAAUCUUGCUUGACAUCGCCCAAAUUCCAUAGCUGAAAUCACUGAAUACAUGAGGAUUCUUCUUUGACAGAUGAUGACGAGGUUUGGGGGAGGCCAGUUUGUGUAAUUGAAGAUGGUAGCAGAAGUCAUCCAUGAUCUAUUAAUUCAGGUCGGACAUUGGGAGGGGGCCUUAAUUGGAGUUAAGUCUAGGAAUAAAGUUCAAGUUGUGGUCGAAG